AUGGCUGGCGUUGUCGAAUUCUACAUCACCUGCAACCCCCCGCUGCUUCCUCAGGGCGUGUCAGAGGUCAUUCGACGUGUUCAGGACGCCGAGGGCCUGCUGGAAAUUCUCUACGAGCCUCGAAGUCCAUGGUUCAAAUGCAUCUCGCUAAGCAGUGAACGGCGACAGAUUACCGCUGCUAUACAGGACAACUUGUUCGCCAUUGCCGAGGACGACGUCGACGCCCUCGACUUUGAUGAGAAGACAGACGGCGACAUCUCCAUUAUCUCUCUUGAUCCUCGCAUGACGUCCUGGCACGAGUACAAGAAGAACGGGAGCGAUGCAUAUGCGUUUGCCGAUUGCGACAUCUUCCCCGAGUUCAUUGCCGAAUCAAAACACAAGACCACAUGGUACGGUCUGGAGGGCCAUCCCUCCGCCAGCUUUGACGGGUUGCUUGCGCUGUGCGGAACGAAUGACGGCAGCAAGAUCCCACUAGAUGCUGAACAGUUUCAACUCGUAUACAAGUGCCGCAUAUCGUACAAUUUGCGGCAGACAGUCUUGUACAUUGGUUCCGAUGAGAGCUGUGAAGCCAUCGACACGGUUGAGAAAGGGCGCGGCACACCUCCCAAGCUACCACCACCUCUCGAGGUCAUUCCCGCUGCUGAAGUGGAAAGGACUACCAGCAACGACCCAUUCGACGACAUCCCUUACACCGUCAACGAGAGCUUGCCAAGCAGCAUCACAUUCCAAGACCCCUUCAAAAACUUGGAGAGCUUGAUUUGA
Beauveria bassiana ARSEF 2860 is the source of this 762-nucleotide messenger RNA. RefSeq lists its product as uncharacterized. Bases 1 to 762 code for a protein of 253 amino acids. The record is from RefSeq and is a predicted model, not a curated record. Lineage: Eukaryota; Fungi; Ascomycota; Sordariomycetes; Hypocreales; Cordycipitaceae. The transcript has 3 exons.